Molecule: messenger RNA, 5901 nt
Organism: Zalophus californianus (California sea lion)
Lineage: Eukaryota; Metazoa; Chordata; Mammalia; Carnivora; Otariidae
Gene: PDIK1L
Product: PDLIM1 interacting kinase 1 like
Biological process (GO): protein phosphorylation
Molecular function (GO): protein kinase activity; ATP binding
Source: RefSeq, a predicted model, not a curated record
UUAGAGAGAGAGAGCAUGCAGGGCGGGGGUAGAGGGAGAGGGAGAGUCUUAAGCAGACUCCCUUACAAAGAUACUUUCCAAGGCCCCAGCAAUGUGUUCAUGGGGCCAUUCUGUGAUCUUUUUCCUAAAGAAAACACCCCCAAUUUUUUAAGCUUCAGACUCCAUAGGAACUGAACCCACAUCACAAUCUUUAGUCAGCCUAUCUUCGGGGUUAUGGAGUUGGAUUUCAAGUCUCAGUUCAGCAGUCAGCUUGAGAGGAGGGACUCCUAUAUUUAAUAACUGAGACAAACAAAAGGAAAAGGCUCUUCUGACCAAAAGAGAUAACCCCUCUCCUGAUUCUGAUCAAUUACCCACACAGGUAUUAAGGCCUUCUACAGUUUCCCUCUAAUUUCAAGGGCAGAAACUAACCCUGGCUGGCAUCAGUAUCCCCAGCAGAGAGCUGAAGACUGGUAGAUGGCACUCGGAACAAAAGUCUGAACAGAUUAUAGAGCAGGGUGUUGUUGGGUUUUUGGCGGGGGAGUUAUACCAGGACAGUGGGUAUUCAAGGCAGGUACACCCCCCCUCCAAAAAAAACUACACAACUUUUAGUCAAAUAAGGCAGAGGUCUGUUUCCUCACGUGUAAAAACAAAGGUUAGCAAUAAAGCCUAACCUGUGGGAUUUGGUCAGGAUUAGAAAAGCUAAUUUAAAGACCUAACCCAGUCCCAGACUCUAAGGAGAAGGUCCAUAAAUAGAGGACAGCAAAUAAAACGGGAGAGUGGUUGAUCCUUGAGGGCGCUGACAGGGAUUCUUUGCACAGCGUGCCUACUGCAGCACUAGGAGGAGGAACAACCACUCUACUGACAAAUAGUAGGUGCAGAAUAAAUUGGUGAAGAAGGGCCGGACGUUUCUGGCGGAUGCUCACUGAUCUGUGUAACUAACUGAAUAAUGGGUUGGUCCGAGGCUCUGAGUCACGGACAGUCCCGGGCUGGCUGUCAGGCGACUGCGUGCCGGGAUCUGACAGACCGCGGUCCGUCGGGCCGCGAGAACGGCUGUCUUCGCGGUCCGGCCCGGCCCCGGCCGCCUCGGGCCGCCGCCGGUCGCCGCGCGCUGGCUGGAUCCCGACUUCGCGCGGGGGACGCCGCUAGGCAGGGCCUGCGCGGGCGGGCAGCGGCCAGGUGCGGGCGCCGCCGCGCCUUCCUCCCCGCGCCGGGCAGGGCGCCCCCGACUCCCGGCCGCCGCGGCCCGGGAACAAUGAGGUGCCGGCUUCUUUAAGGGAGAUACCACCGCGCCGGCGGGGCAGGGGACGGCGUCCUCCCAGAUGAUCGCACCCAGUCCCGCGCCGCCGCCGCCUGGGCAACUGCACCGUCCGCAAACAUGGCUCAGUGACUCUGACAAAAGGUGCAGCCUCCCUCCCGGCGGGGCGGACGCCAGGCCUCCCAGCUCCGGCCGCGCCUCCCGCGGGCCAGCCGAAGAGCUCCGCGUCCCGCCGGCACCCCAGGCCCGAGCCGAAGAAGAUGCACCAGGCGUUCCGCCCCAGCGACCUCCGCACACCUGCCCGCAGCUCGAAACUUUGACCUUGAAGAUGGUGAGUAGCCAGCCAAAGUACGAUCUAAUACGGGAGGUAGGCCGAGGCAGUUACGGUGUUGUAUAUGAAGCAGUCAUCAGAAAGACUUCUGCACGGGUGGCAGUGAAGAAAAUUCGAUGCCAUGCACCUGAAAAUGUUGAACUAGCCCUGCGUGAGUUCUGGGCACUAAGCAGUAUCAAGAGCCAACAUCCAAAUGUGAUUCACUUGGAGGAAUGCAUCCUACAGAAAGAUGGGAUGGUGCAAAAAAUGUCCCAUGGCUCUAAUUCUUCCCUUUAUUUACAGCUUGUAGAGACUUCAUUAAAAGGAGAAAUUGCCUUUGAUCCCAGAAGCGCCUAUUACUUGUGGUUUGUGAUGGAUUUUUGUGACGGCGGAGAUAUGAAUGAGUAUCUAUUGUCCAGGAAACCCAAUCGUAAAACUAACACCAGCUUUAUGCUUCAGCUGAGCAGUGCUCUGGCUUUCUUGCAUAAAAACCAGAUCAUCCACCGAGAUCUUAAGCCUGAUAACAUCCUGAUUUCACAAAGCAGGUUGGAUACCAGUGACUUGGAGCCCACACUGAAAGUGGCCGAUUUUGGUCUUAGUAAAGUUUGUUCAGCCUCUGGGCAGAAUCCAGAAGAACCUGUCAGUGUAAACAAGUGUUUCCUUUCCACAGCCUGUGGAACAGAUUUCUACAUGGCUCCUGAAGUGUGGGAGGGACAUUACACAGCAAAAGCUGACAUCUUUGCUCUGGGGAUUAUCAUCUGGGCAAUGCUGGAAAGGAUCACAUUCAUAGACACAGAGACAAAGAAGGAACUCUUGGGGAGUUAUGUAAAACAAGGAACUGAGAUUGUGCCUGUUGGAGAGGCGCUUCUGGAAAAUCCCAAAAUGGAACUUCUCAUUCCUGUGAAGAAAAAGUCUAUGAAUGGGCGAAUGAAACAACUGAUUAAGGAAAUGCUUGCUGCAAACCCUCAGGAUCGUCCAGAUGCUUUUGAACUAGAACUCAGAUUAGUACAAAUUGCAUUUAAAGAUAGCAGCUGGGAAACGUGACACAUAUAUUGUUUGCAAAUAUCUUGGAUGAUAUGCUGCUUAUGUUUUAACAGUGAUGCAACAACAUAAUGUGGCUGAAAAAGAAUAUAAAAAGCUAAACUCCACCUUCUAAGGGUUUAGAUUUUAUUGUGGGGUGUUUUUUUUCCUCGUUUUUCUUAAGUCCAAGCUGGCCAUUUUGUUAGUAUGUUUUAAAUGUGUAUUACCAAUGUGGGUGUACAUUUUUAAAAAUGAUCAUUGGUAGAAGUUUGGCAGGAAAAUUCUCUAAGAGCCAAGAAGAGAAGAAAGUCCAGUUUCCUGGAAAUAAGUCUCAAGUAUUUUAGACAUUCCUUGUCAGUAUUAGGAAUUUCCAUGGAAGAAGAGGUUUGCAUGCUGGCAAUGCAACCUUUGAAGCUUUGUAAAGGAAACAUAUAUGUAUAUAUUUAUGUAUAUGUAAGUAUGUGAAUGUGUGCAUUUUGCAUUCCAUAUGAAGAAAAUGCCACUUCUGUUUAAAUUAUUUGAUGUAGGUUUGGGUUUUUGAAAUUUGCUGGUGAAAUCAGUGAUGAAAAAUAAAAGAACCUUCCCUCAUCUUCCUACCCUGUCCCUCCCUCUAAUGAAAUCAUACUACACUUUUUAUUUUUGUAAUAUUAUACAGCUUUUUUUAAGGCAUCAUUUUGGAGGGUCUACAAUUAUCCGAUUAAACAUAAACAAAAUUAAGUGAUCCAAAGCUGCUGAAGUAUGUUUGAGCUCUCCAGUGCCCUAUAGCUGCAGGAGUUGAAUUAGCCAUGCAAUCAUGUGGUAGCAGGUUGGCAAGGACCUUGAUGAUUCAGUCAUACCUUCUUUAGGUAACCAAGCAUUCAAUUAACCAAUUAAACCAUUGCACUGGAACAUGUCUGCACUUGAGCAUCUGCAGUCUGAUAGAAAUCUGAACACAGGAUUCCUCUGUUUCUGAAAACUUUGCAAUAUAUGAACUAUCCUACUUGAUAUAUUAAGUUUUGAUUUCAAGACUAUCUAAGCCUCAGCAUAAAGUUGAAGAAAUCAAAUGAGCUCUACCCUCACAUUGCCUGCCCUGAUACGGUCUCUUGUUUAAUCACUGGAAUUCCUUUCAUUUUGGCACUAAUGCUGUUUUCUCUUGCCUAAUUUAACACAGUAAUGAUGGUGAUACGGUUGUGUUAAAUGUUGAUUACCUUUUUCUGAAGUGGGAGAUGAUACCUAUACAGCGUGGCAAAUGAAUGAAAUAUUGUAGCAUCAAAUAUAUCUUUCAAGUAGAAACUUUAAAGUUAUUGAUUGUAUACAAUCACUUGGUAUGGUCUAUGUCAAAAACCAGUAGACUGUUACUCUAAUUGAAGUUAGUUUGAUUUUUCACCCUAUAUGGUUGUCUCCAACUUGUUUUCCUAUAAAUGCAGAUAAUUAAAAUCUAAGCAAAGUUUUGCUAAAAACAGAAUAUUAGCCUUUAAGGUUAGAUAGACUUUAAGACCAUUGUAUCUAGGUUAGUCUUUAUAAAGCACUAGAAUCUUUGGUCAAAGUAAAAAAAAAAAAAGUAUUAGAAUACUGAAAUUGUUAAUAGUUUGCAUGGUCUCCUCAGCUUUUUUUUUCUGAGUCGUGGUUUUUUUUUUUUUUUUUAAUUCAAGCGUAGUUGACACCCAGUGUGUCUCCUCAGCUUUUUUGAACUUCCAUAACCUUUGGAAUUUUGCUAUCAUAAUUUUUUCCUUAUUUAAAAUGUGUUUGGGAACUUGAGAAGGUGAAAAAGCACAAAAAAUUAAGAGUAUGUAAAAUUCUGAAUUAUGCGUUACUUGGUCUGGAAGUUUAAAAUUUGGACUGAAAGGUUUUAUUGAGAUAAAACCUUUUAUUUUUUUUUAAUAAAACCUUUUAAAAUAAAAAAAUCAUAUACUUUGAACAUCACUUUCAAGCUAAUAAAUACAAGACAUUUUUUGGAAAUGAGAGGUGGAAAUACACUGGAACCUCAUGAUAAUUGACCCUCUGGAUCACCAAAUUACUGUAACACAUCUGGCCAAGGGGAUUGAGUUACUGGAAGUGAAAAGUAUUAUAAUGUUGCAUCAGUAACAUUGCACUUCGAUAGAGAUUCAUGAUGAUUCAGGUGAUAGUAUGCCAGUGCGUUUGCUCUUCAAAUAUCUGUGUGCUUGGAGCCAUGGUUUCCUAAGUACAUAGUUUUUUGGUCUUGCCUCAUUGGAAAUAGUUAACAAUUAUCAUUUAUUUUGAAAGAUUUCACCUGUGAGGUGAAUUCUUUCUUUCUUUGGCAGCAAAGGUAUGAGGUGAUCGGGAAGUUUCUCCUGGAAUUUUCUCAAGUCCUUGUAUUCUAAAAUAGUCUAUGAUACCAAGCAAAAUGAUAGUAAAUUCUUUGUCUUUGUUUUUUCAGUCAGGGGGUAUUUAUUCAGUACCUACUGUGAGCUCAGCACUAAAGGUCAGUUGGUAAAAUGACAGUUUUAAAAAUGGCAUAUAGCCACAGGCCUUUUCCAGCCAGGAGUAAGAAAUAAAAGAAGGUUGAUGAUACUUGAAAAUUCCUGGAUAUUUGCUAAAGGAAAAAUGAAAGCAAAAAUUUGUGCACAGUGCCUUGCCCAUAAUAGGUACUCAAUAAACAAUUAUUCCUCAGAGUCUCUUGCCAUGGUUUAUAGUGUUUUAUGAAAUUUGUCUUAAUUGAAAAAAAGACCAAAUAUUUCAAAUAAGCUUAUAGGCAGCUGUGGCCAGUUAAAAUAUGGGGUUGUACAGUUAGUUCCUAGAAUGUUAUUUUGCACUAGUUGUCACUUAGACGGAGUUCCUGUAGAUUUUUGGUGCUAAGGGAUACUUUGUCAUUAUGAUGAAGUAAGUGUUAAGUGUCAGAUAAAUAGCACACUGAAUAGUUCUUUCUGCUGGUCUGUUUUUUCCUCUUUGUUGUUGUUGUUUUUAAUUGUAAAAUGUUUAUCAAUCAAACUAUUGUAGCAGCUACAAAAUAAUUCACCAGCAUGACAAAAUGGUCAAAAAAUAAGUCAUCAGCACUUCAAAAAUGAAAGCAACUUUUGAGAUUUUCUUUUAAAAUUGUCAAAUAUAUUUUAUGAAGAAUUUAUAAAAGGGGAAAUGAUUGUAAUUUAUUGUUCAUGACUUUUUUUUUUUAAAUAAAGUGAGUUUCAACAAAAAAAACCCAACACCCUGAAAAUUUUAUAUUGUUGAUUUGGUGGCUCUGUCUAGUUCUGUAGUGUUUUACUUCAUGAACAUAAAAUAGAGGGUAUAAAAUUUGAAACAAUGUCAUUCUCAGCCUCACCUAUUAAGUGAAACUUUCUGUAAUAGAAGCUAUUGCUGAGGAAAAGAUUAUUGAAUUAUAGGAAUUUCUGUAAUGGUCAGC